ACUGUUCAUGCACCACUGUGGCUUUAGAGCUGUAAGACGCAGUAACUUUUUGAAGCGAAACCAUGGCAAGAGGUCAGCAGGCUAGCCAGGAACUCUCUGAGCUUCUUAAUCAGCUGUGGCACUUGGACACCAACCGCCUCAAGCCCGGGACUGAUUACAGUAUUUCCCCCCAGGGGAAGGCAGGUUAUGUGGCUCAGGGCAGUAACCAUGCCAGAGAUCGGGCUCAUGCUCCGCUCUUCACAUAUGUCAACGAAGAAAAAGUGAAGAAAAUUGAGACGUAUGCACAUUUCGUCAAUUUGCUGGACAACUAUGAGAUGUCCACAGGCGUGUCAGAGACGGUUACCUCAGAAGAGCUUCACGAGAACAAACGCUUUAUUGAUUCCAUAAUGGAGACUGAUCUCAUGAAGUGCGCUCACAGCUAUCUGGUCAGGAAGGGACAGUCGCCAUCAGAUUCCGGACAGUUCAAGAGACAGCUGUAUGACAUCUGGUUCCGCCUCUACCACAGGGACCGGAGCGGAGGUAAGGAUUCCUGUGGAUUUGAGCAUGUGUUUGUGGGGGAGACCAAGUAUGACGAUGAGAUCAUGGGCCUUCACAACUGGGUCCAGUUCUACUUGCAGGAAAAGCAUGGCCACAUCGACUACAAAGGCUACAAAGCUAGAGCUAACAAAGACACACCUGAUGAGGACGACCACGUUCUGAACCUCCAGUUCAGCUGGAAAGGUUUGGUGAAGCCGAUCGGUGGUUCCUUCAUCGGUGUCAGUCCAGAGUUUGAGGUCGCUCUUUUCACCAUUAUCUUCCUCAUGUCGAAUGAGAAGAAGACCUCCGUGGUGGUGAAGGUGGACGAGUACAUGCUGGAGCUGGUUGUCUAUCGAUACGGCCGAUCUAUUGGCACAUCCUAUCCCAAACUGCUCAGCAGCAACAACAGAGAUUUGUAAUACUGCGACCUGCUCUGUAAGCUGUCCCGUAAAACUUGUUCAUGUAUUUGUAACAUUUUACUCUCAAUUUAAUAAACGGUUCUGGAACUUUUUUAUUUUCUUUUGCACAAAAAGUCAAGUUUAAAAUAUCUCUAACUUGAUCUCGACUGAUAUUGGCAUUUGAAAGUAAGUAAUGCUGUUUCCUUUUAGAGAAUACAAAACUCUGUGUACAAAACAGUGACAUCACUUAUUUGCAUUUCCUCUAUAAAAUUCUGCCAAGGCUGUCUACAGUGUACUUAAAUGGUCUGCAUUGUUUUUUUCCUUAAAACAUUUAUCUAAUCUUACACAAACCUGACAAGAGGGUCAUUCCCUGCAUACAUUUAUAAUGUUUCAUACACAGAUGCUCAUUGUAUAUGGAAAAUAAAAACUUGAUCUUAAA
Cololabis saira (Pacific saury) is the source of this 1353-nucleotide messenger RNA. RefSeq names its product uridylate-specific endoribonuclease C-like. The record is from RefSeq and is a predicted model, not a curated record. The transcript is spliced from 7 exons. The coding region runs from base 63 to 935 and encodes 290 amino acids. Gene Ontology annotation, molecular function: RNA endonuclease activity. NCBI's taxonomy places the organism in Eukaryota, Metazoa, Chordata, Actinopteri, Beloniformes, Belonidae.